Penicillium crustosum is the source of this 1437-nucleotide messenger RNA. RefSeq lists its product as uncharacterized. Lineage: Eukaryota; Fungi; Ascomycota; Eurotiomycetes; Eurotiales; Aspergillaceae. The record is from RefSeq and is a predicted model, not a curated record. The transcript is spliced from 2 exons. Bases 1 to 1437 code for a protein of 478 amino acids.
AUGACCAGACACAUUUAUCCGUUAGUUGCGGUGAGACACAGACUCAGCAUGUCAAUCAAAUCCGCCAAAGCUUCAGUGUCAUCGGGGACUUUGUCACGAGUAUUCUGGCAUCUUCUUCGAAUAUGCCUUUCAUUCUCAUUGAUAUUUGUCGAUAACACCAUUCUCGUGGUCGCGGGAUUAUUAGCCUAUCUCCGGUCAACAGCCAAUCGACGCCAAGCGACCAAACGGAAUGUACGCUUUUACCCGAAAACAGUCCUCAUCACGGGCAUAGGUACGACUCACGGGCUGAAUCUGGCAAGGUCAUGGGCUGUAGAAGGCCACCGCGUGGUUGGGGCCGAUGUUACAGACCUAGAUCUGCCCGUACGCUCCGGCGGGAGCAUGUCCAAAGCCCUGGUGGCAUUUUACCAGAUUCCCAAGGAUCAUUACAUCUCCCGGCUACUUGAUGUUAUUCACCGCGAAAAGGUCGAUUUGUGGAUUCCAUGCUCGCCGAAGGCAUCCUCCAUUGAAGAUGCCACAGCCCAACAGGUCGUUGAGAAUCACACUAGCUGCAAGUGUAUCACCUUCGACACCGAAUUGGCGGCUUGCUUCGCCCAUCCUGAUUCUUUCAGGCAGGUCCAAUCGCGCGACUCUGUGCACAAGAUCUUGCACCGGUCGCCCUCCAAGAGCUACCAGAUCUUCCGAGCAGCUCCAUCUGCGAAUGAGAAGGCUAUGCUCUUACCAAGACGUACGCUGAGCAAGACAUAUACGGUAGUUAGCGAGAUUCAGAUAUCCCAGGAUCGGCCCUGGAUUCUGCAGCAACAAUCUCGUCUCGGAGAGAUAUUCGCAGACCUACUGAUUGUGCGUGGCCACGUUCAAGCCAUCAAGGUUCGGGUUUCAGAUUCUGGUUCGUCUACGUGGGGUGCAUCACGUUUAGAUGAGGCUCUGGCCGCUUCGGUUCAUAGGCUCAUGCAGAUAUUUGCUGCCAAGGGUGGUGUUCGCUUGACAGGCCAUCUCUCCGUCAGACUCAUGGUCGACGAAGAGUUCGACGCGCAUUCUGUCCGACACACUAUCUACAUCGCCGGCUGUACAUCUGGCGCCAAAACCGUCGAUAACUUGCUGUAUGAUGUACCUUGCCCCAUUGCAGGGUAUCUAUCUGUGUUCCCUUCCAAUCCAGCCGAUACAGCCAACAUCGCACCCACACUGUCAUCAACCCGUUCAGCCCCAACAUUUGCCCGAGCCGCCAUUCUUCCCGCUGCUUUCUUGCAGUUUUCGUUGUUUCACUUUGCGCUCACGGCUCUUGAGGUUGUUGAGGCAGAGCUAGUGAGACUGUUGUUCUGGAAAGAUCCCCUGUUCUCUUUUCUUGAUCCGGUUCCCUGGUGGUGGCAAGUUCAUGUCUAUCAACCUUUGCGCGAGAUCUGGGUGUUGAUGAAACAAACACGAGAAGCAGGAUUGACUUGA